Messenger RNA from Gekko japonicus, 571 nucleotides. RefSeq names its product T-cell receptor-associated transmembrane adapter 1. NCBI's taxonomy places the organism in Eukaryota, Metazoa, Chordata, Lepidosauria, Squamata, Gekkonidae. Gene Ontology annotation, biological process: negative regulation of receptor recycling; positive regulation of T cell receptor signaling pathway. The transcript is spliced from 6 exons. The coding region runs from base 68 to 571 and encodes 167 amino acids. Gene Ontology annotation, cellular component: T cell receptor complex. The record is from RefSeq and is a predicted model, not a curated record.
GACACUGUCAGACUUGAACCCCAUUUUCUCCCAUUUGUUCUUUCAGCAAAAAGCGGAAAAGAAAGAAAUGGGAAAUUCAGAGUGUACCUAUUUCUGGAUAGGUUUUGCUUUCGUAACAGUCAUUAUGAUUAUUUCCUUGGUGAAAAAUAUUUCGUACUACAUGCAAGAAAAGAAACGAGGUAAAUAUUUUCUAGGUAAAGCAUACAAAGAUGUUCCAGAAUACAGUCCAAGCCACGAAGAGUUUUAUACUGAAGAAGGCCCUGUUUAUGACAACCUCAAUCACCAUCAACAAGAUAUUCUAAAUGAAAGUUACUAUGAACAAAUGAACGCCCAUUCUCAGACGUCCAACAAUGAAGUACAGGUAGCUGAGCGUCAGAUGUGCUAUGCUUCCCUUGAUCACAGUGUCAAAAGAAAACACAAAAACCUUCGAAAAAAGAAAUAUCCUCCAUUAGAAUCAGAGGAAGAUCAGCUGAGCAGAAACUGCUCCAUGCCCUCUGACACCUGCAUUUAUCUCAACAGUGAACAGCUGAGCAUCGAAAACAAAGUUUCUGAAGAUUCUUCCUGCCAAUGA